This is a messenger RNA of Selaginella moellendorffii, 1309 nucleotides long. Its product is annotated as probable ADP-ribosylation factor GTPase-activating protein AGD8. Gene Ontology annotation, biological process: COPI coating of Golgi vesicle. Bases 28 to 1206 code for a protein of 392 amino acids. NCBI's taxonomy places the organism in Eukaryota, Viridiplantae, Streptophyta, Lycopodiopsida, Selaginellales, Selaginellaceae. The transcript is spliced from 7 exons. The record is from RefSeq and is a predicted model, not a curated record. Gene Ontology annotation, molecular function: GTPase activator activity.
GGGAGGAGGAGACCUAGAUCUAGGCUCAUGGCUGCCGGAGGGGACGAGCACUGGGAGAGAGACGCCGUGUUCAGGCGGCUCAAGGCCAAGGCGGACAACAAGGUGUGCUUCGAUUGCUCCACGAAGAACCCAACCUGGGCAUCAAUCCCCUAUGGAGUCUUCAUCUGCCUCGACUGCUCGGCUCUCCACCGCAGCCUGGGCGUUCACAUAAGCUUCGUGAGGUCCACCAAUCUCGACUCGUGGACACAAGAUCAGCUCAAGCUGAUGCUUGUUGGUGGGAAUGGUCGUGCGCAUGCCUUUUUCAAGCAGCACGGCUGGACCGACGGUGGCAAGAUCGAGUCCAAGUAUACGUCCAGAGCGGCCGAGCUUUACAGGCAAGUUCUCGCCAAGGAUUCCGCCAAACUUGACACAGUUGCGAGCCCCAAGCUCGGGCCUGCCUCACCGCACUUUGACGACGAGCACGUCGAGAACGAUGCCGCGCUGCUACCCCCUGUUGUCACUCCUGCUGUCGCCCUUCCCAAAAAGGCCUCCGCUGUUGGCUUGAGAAAGAUUGGAGGUGGAAAGUCGGGUGGAGGCCUGGGUGUGAAGAAGCUCACCACCAAGACUAGUGACAACCUGUAUGAUCAGAAGCCGGCAGAGACAGAGACAGCAGCAGCAGCAGCGGGGGCGGCGCCUUCUCCUGCGGUUGUGCAAGCUGCUCCUGCUCCUAGAUCUCGUUUCGUCUAUGCCGACGAUGACGAUCCACCUGCCGUGUCUACAAACUCCGGGCACGUGGUGGCACCGUCCAGUAAAACCGACUUUUUCUCCGACUUCAGUUCCGAGGCGAAGAGUUCCUCCCGUUCCAGUCGAUCUAAGACCCAGGUUGAAGAAAGUGACGAGGCUCAACGAAAGUUUUCAAAUGCCAAGUCUAUAUCCUCUGCGCAGUUUUUCAACGAUCCCAGCAAGGUUGCGGAUGUAGAUAACAACGUGCGCCUGCAAAAAUUCGCGAACUCGUCGUCCAUAUCAAGUGCCGACUUCUUCGACCGAAACGAAGGCAACUCCGUUGCAUCGUCCGCAGAUCUGACCGCAUCGGAACUCGUGACAAGAUUAUCAAUGCAGGCCUCUCAGGACAUGUCCGCGUUGAAACAAAUGGCUGGCCAGACUGGGAAGAAGCUCAGCUCGUUUGCGUCGAGCCUUCUUGCAGACAUACAAGACCGGAUCCGGUAAGAACUGUGUGUAGCAGAUGAAUAGAAACGGAGAGAAUAAUUGUCUGUUGUCUGUCACUCUGUUUUAAAGGUUCCCGAGUGAAGUCUCUCCGGGGUUGCCUGGA